GAGCGCUGUCUCCUUCCACAGACCAUCAAGAUGGGGCGGAACGCAAAGCUGCACAAACGCAUCAAAAAGAAGACAACUGCAUCAUCUGCGUCACACCCUUCAUCCGGCGCUGCUAAUACACCGAAUGCACCUGUAGUAUCAUCGCACGUACAAGCCGCAAGGAGACGCGCAGAUCUCAAGUCAAAGUCAAAGUCAAAACCGUCAUCAAGCAAGGUUACGGGAGAACGUGUUCUCGGAGGUGCGGACUAUGUGACAUUACUUAUGGGCGGACGCAAGAAAGCUGCAAAGGAGGCUUUAAAGUUACCAAAAAGCUGAUCAACAACCUACACGAGGCUUUUGAGUCUACUAUUGAUUAAGCCUCGUGGAAAUACCCAGUCAUACAUGUUAGGAUCUCCGAACUAUAUCGUUUGCAUGGCAGCUCUCUGUGCUCUCAUGGGGUACC
Messenger RNA from Suillus fuscotomentosus, 442 nucleotides. RefSeq lists its product as uncharacterized. Bases 31 to 315 code for a protein of 94 amino acids. The transcript is spliced from 3 exons. Lineage: Eukaryota; Fungi; Basidiomycota; Agaricomycetes; Boletales; Suillaceae. The record is from RefSeq and is a predicted model, not a curated record.